CAGUUCCGAAAUAUUCCGCUCCUACCACGUUCUGACUCUUCCCCACACUCAACACCAUUACAAAUAUUAUCACAUUCCUUCUGGCCGAUGGAAACUCGUUCAGCCUUUCGAUUCUGCAAUGUCCUCAAUUGCUUUUUCCUUUCUUCAUUUCAAUCGCUCUUUUCUUCUGCUGCUCAAUCUCCUAGCAGCUUUCGCUUACUGCCGCGUUCCCUCCACUCUCGAAGGUCCCUUUCAUCCUGUCACCGUUCCCUUCGACCGCUCCUUGCUCGGCGCCGUCGACUUGCCGCCCUCCGAUCCCCGCGUUCGCCGCCGCGUUCAGGGUUUCCAGCCCGAACAGAUCUCUCUGUCUCUCUCCACCACCCAUGACUCUGUUUGGAUCUCAUGGAUUACAGGGGAGUUUCAAAUUGGUUUCGACAUCAAGCCUUUAGACCCAAAGACUGUCGCAAGUGUCGUCCAAUAUGGAACUUCAAGAUUUGAUUUAGUGCAUGAAGCUAGAGGUGAAUCUCUCAUCUACAACCAGCUCUAUCCUUUCGAUGGCCUUCGGAAUUACACUUCUGGAAUUAUCCAUCACGUUCGACUCAUAGGAUUGGAACCAAGCACACUGUACUAUUAUCAAUGUGGAGAUCCUUCACUCCAAGCCAUGAGUGAUAUAAACUAUUUCAGGACCAUGCCAAUUUCUGGUCCACAUAGCUACCCUGGCAAAGUAGCUAUAGUAGGAGAUCUUGGUCUCACUUAUAAUACAACUACUACCAUAGGUCACCUGACUAAUAAUGAACCUGAUCUUCUUCUAUUGAUUGGUGAUGUAUCCUAUGCGAAUCUGUAUCUCACAAAUGGAACUGGCGCGGACUGUUAUAAAUGCACGUUUCCACAAAGUCCUAUACAUGAAUCAUACCAGCCUCGAUGGGACUAUUGGGGAAGGUUUAUGCAAAACCUAAUUUCUAAAGUUCCAAUAAUGGUGGUAGAAGGAAAUCAUGAAACAGAAGAACAGGCCGAUAACAAGACAUUUGUAGCCUACAGUUCUAGGUUUGCAUUCCCCUCUGAAGAAAGUGGAUCUUUAUCCACAUUAUACUACUCUUUCAAUGCUGGGGGCAUUCAUUUUAUUAUGCUCGGAGCUUAUAUUAAUUAUUAUAAAAACGGUGAACAAUACAAAUGGCUGGAGAGGGAUCUGGCAAGUGUUGAUAGAUCAAUAACUCCCUGGCUUAUAGCUACUUGGCAUCCACCAUGGUAUAGUUCUUAUGAAGUUCAUUAUAAAGAAGCAGAGUGCAUGAGGGUGGAGAUGGAAAACCUGUUAUACUCGCAUGGUGUGGAUAUAGUAUUUAAUGGACAUGUUCAUGCUUAUGAGAGGUCCAAUCGGGUUUACAAUUACAGUUUAAAUCCCUGUGGUCCUGUGCAUAUUGCAGUUGGGGAUGGGGGUAACAGAGAGAAGAUGGCAAUCAAAUUUGCAGACGAGCCUGGUCAUUGUCCUGAUCCAUUAAGUACUCCUGAUCAUUUUAUGGGUGGCUUUUGUGCAACAAAUUUUACAUUUGACCAAGAGAGUGAGUUCUGUUGGGAUCACCAGCCAGAUUACAGUGCUUUCAGAGAAACUAGCUUUGGCUAUGGGAUUUUAGAGGUCAAAAAUGAAACGUGGGCUUUGUGGACUUGGUAUCGUAAUCAGGACUCGUACAAGGAAGUUGGGGAUCAAAUUUACAUAGUGAGACAACCUGAUAUAUGUGCUGUUCCUCGGAGUGUGUGCGGAGAUUUUACUACUUCGAUUUAAGAGGCACAAGGAGUUCAUUUGGUGUAAUUAAUGAAUAUGUCACAACAGCUGAAUAUUAACCUCUGUGGAAA
This is a messenger RNA of Vigna umbellata (rice bean), 1827 nucleotides long. RefSeq names its product purple acid phosphatase 15 (gene PAP15). Gene Ontology annotation, molecular function: acid phosphatase activity; metal ion binding. Lineage: Eukaryota; Viridiplantae; Streptophyta; Magnoliopsida; Fabales; Fabaceae. The record is from RefSeq and is a predicted model, not a curated record.